Melanotaenia boesemani (Boeseman's rainbowfish) is the source of this 8678-nucleotide messenger RNA. RefSeq names its product mex-3 RNA binding family member A (gene mex3a). The coding region runs from base 61 to 1632 and encodes 523 amino acids. Gene Ontology annotation, molecular function: RNA binding. NCBI's taxonomy places the organism in Eukaryota, Metazoa, Chordata, Actinopteri, Atheriniformes, Melanotaeniidae. The transcript is spliced from 2 exons. The record is from RefSeq and is a predicted model, not a curated record.
CGGGUGCUGUUUCUCCAGUCUCUUUCCCCUGUCUUUGUCUCACACACUCUUUUGUUAGCCAUGCCUAGCCUGCUGGUUCUAGCAGGGAUCAUGGAGAAAAAUGGGGGCUACGGCGGGGAUCUGGCCGGCUCCGGCUUCGGCAGCGAAGGUCUCCUUGUGCCGCCCGACGAGGAGGAGGACGACUCCCGUGCCCUCAGGGUCGCGCUGGGCCAGCUGUCUCUGCUGGGGCUCGGGGAAGGCGAGGACGGCGGCGGAGCCCCAACAACAGGAGUACAGGACCGGAGUAACAAUAACAACAACCACCACAACCACACGAACAGCGUCGGGGGCGGAGGGGACACGGCGAUUCUGCAAGGGAAGAGCAAGUUGUGCGCCCUGUACGAGAGCUCCUCAAGUGAGACGAAAGGACGAGGCUGCAACAUAACAGAAUGCGUCCCAGUGCCCAGCUCUGAACAUGUGGCCGAAAUAGUGGGGAGACAAGGUUGCAAGAUCAAAGCCCUGCGGGCCAAGACCAACACCUACAUCAAAACCCCGGUCAGAGGAGAGGAGCCGGUGUUUCUGAUCACUGGCCGGAAGGAGGACGUGGCGCUGGCCCGCCGUGAAAUCAUCUCUGCUGCGGAGCAUUUCUCCAUGCUUCGGGCAUCCCGCAACAAGCUGGGGGUGUCCUUCAGUGGCUCCCCGCCCACACCGCUGCCAGGUCAGACCACCAUUCAGGUGAGAGUGCCAUAUCGUGUCGUGGGGCUGGUGGUGGGGCCUAAAGGCUCCACCAUAAAACGCAUCCAGCAGCAAACCUGCACCUACAUCGUCACCCCCAGUCGAGACCGCGAUCCCGUCUUUGAAAUCACCGGAUCACCGAGCAACGCCGAGCGGGCCCGCGAGGAGAUCGAAGCGCACAUCGCCUUUCGAACGGGGGGCCUGCAUGACCACAACAAUGAGAACGACUGUCUGGGGCCCAACGGUGGAAGCAGCCCAGGCAGCAGCAGUGGUCUGGAAAGCCGGCUACAGCAGGUGUGGGGGCUGCAGGGGGGCCAGCGCAAGCCUCUCACCAGCAGCUACCGCCAGAACUUCUCAGAUGCCAUGGUUGGAGGGGGUAGCGGAGGAGGUGGAGAGGGAGGGGGCAUCUACAGCAAGGGUAACUUCUCCAGCUCUGGAGAGAAGCCUUGCUCUUAUUUUGGAUCGGAGGGUACCCAGAGCUGGGGAGACCCCGACUACCCCAAACAGGUGGCCUUUUAUGCCCAGCAGCGCUCUAAAAGCUUCGGAGGCCUCCCGCUGCCCCUGACCAGACUCUCUCCCGGUUUACCUGAGUCCUGCGGCGGCGGGACCACCAACAACUCUUCAGUCACCAGCAUCGUGCCCGUAGCCGGCUCACCUCACGCCCAGGCCCGCCGCGCCCACAGCGAGCCCACCUCCGCCGGCGAGGGCUUCCCAGGCCGUCUACCGGUGCCGGACUCGCCCCCGGCCACCGUGCGGGACUGCAUGACCUGCUUUGAGAGCAAAGUGACGGCUGCCUUGGUGCCCUGUGGCCAUAACCUCUUCUGCAUGGAGUGUGCCAUCCGAAUCUGUGAGCUCAACCACCCGGAGUGCCCCGUGUGCCACACCCAGGUCACACAGGCCAUCCGAAUAUUCUCUUAAGGAACCACGUCAGUUUUUAUUCUUAGUUUUCUCAGUGUUUGUUCAAUAAUUAUUUACUGUUAUUAUGAUUAUUAUUAUUAUUAUACUACACAUUUUGUUUUUCAGAAAAUUUUAAAACAAUCAAGCAGAUAUUUUAGAAGGCCCUGCUUGCUUUACUAAAAAGUAUAAGAAAUAUUUUUAAGUUUUUCUUUUUUAUAUAUAUAUGCAUAUAUAUUUUAUAAAAGUUUUGUUUAUAAGAGAAGUAUAGUACCUUGCAUUUUCAGUUUUUUGACUGCUGCUGUUUUUCAUUCAUGAAUCACAGUGUAGGCAGGGGUAGACAGUAAUGUGAACAUUUUAUUAUUCAAAUUUUUUAUUUUACCAUGAAGUGGGUUUAUAUUGAAGGAGGAAGAUGAUUGUUGAGGAACCCAAUCUGCACCUGACUGACCUAGAAAGUCAAUAUUGUUUAGAAGGAAAAGGAAUAAUUUUUCAUUGCACCUUACAAUCAUCUUGGUCUAAAAUAUGAUUGUCAAUCAUACCUUGAAAUUUCAGGAGCAGAUGUGAGGGGUGAAUUCAACCUUUUCCAGUUUUACUGUGAUUGUGUUUUGAUAUAAUUGGUCCAAAAUAUUUUGGCUAAAUGAAAUGUGAAUAGUUUGGUUCCAGUCAAAGGAUCUGCACAAGAAAGAGGAGAAAGAAGAAGAAAAAAGGCAGAUCUUUGUUUCCUUCCGAUACCUUUAGAGUCUUAGAAACCAGAUCACGUUUAAAAGGGACGUACAGAUGAUUAUUUCUAGGACCUGGUUACAUUUUAUUGGUGUUAUUGACAGAGAUAGGCGGCUGUUUAAAGGCCAUUUCCAGGAGCCAUUGAUUACACUUUGGUCACUGCAGUUUGCUUGAAAAGAUUCAGUAAUGCUUGCUGCUCGUGGCACUUGAAAAGCAUGUGGACCCUCGGUUGGCUUAAAGCUCUGAUUUAAUUUGUGAGACCAAAAGCCUUGGAAUUCGUCCAGUUGGCAAGUUCUUGAUAUCCGUCCCCCCCCUCUCCCUGAUGGACUUGUCUCAAAGCCACCUUAACCACGCUUUAUUGUCUUGUGCGGUCAUUUGGCCAUGGACGUUGAACAAUGUAGGACAAAGCAGGAGCGCCCCCCCUCCCCUCCAGUCAACAAGCGUUUCUCUGAGGUGUGCCCUGUAAAUAAGUAGGAGAGUUAAUGUGUGGACAGAAGCUGAACAAACCUGUAAAAAUGUUUCCUGAAUCAGCAGCAGAUUAUAAUAGUUGGUGCAGUAAAAAACUACGUACCAGGGUGGGUAAUCCUUCCUCCUUGGUCUCCACCGCUAACAGCAUUACGCGCGAGCAGCGAGGGGCCUGCUGUCUCCCUGUAAUUAGCAAAGCUGUACAGGAGCAGGUGUUUCAUGGCACACUGUGGCUGUGACCCUGAGUUGGAGGUCUCACCAAGCCUUCUUUCUUUCUCUCUUUUCUUUGGGAGUGGCUUUUAUGUCCGUCCCCCCCCCCUUACACCCUCCUUUCUGUAGCUUACAGUUGGAUCAUUUGCUUUUGAGGCGCAUUGUCUGGGCCCGGUAGCGGCGUGGGCCGCGGAGAGCUCGGACACGGCCUGGAUCCACUCAUUGAUAAUUAGGCAAAUGGGCUGGUCCAGGUGCGGACCGUGUGGAGACUCUGGAGCUGUCUGAGGGGGAAGACGGGGUGAGCCCCUUAUUGCCCCACCCCCCUGUUCCAAGCAUUGAGGGGGCUGGAUGCAGCUGGGCCCAACAGGACCCCCCUUCUUUUCCUCUCCUUUUCUAACCCAACUGGGGAGAAAAAGGGGAGGAAGGGGGGGAUCUUUUGUCCCAAAACAUACCAGAUUUGAAAGACUAGCUUAAUUUGGCAGCACAUGUGUUUCUCCAAAAAUGGAGAAAACUUAAAUUCCAUGUUUUUGGAGAUAUCCACCUACAUGACAAAGAUAUCAUGGAUGGUGCAUGAUGUGAUUCCCCCCUCCCCUCCUCUCCCUCCUUUUCACUCCCAGACUGCACCACCCUGACAUUAGGUUUGCGUUGUUUAGGACAGACUGAAAUUUCCACAAAGCCCCCUGCGGCUCCUCACCUACUGUAUGGGACAUCCUGCAACUGCCCCCUUCAAUCUGGACUCUGCGGCUUUAGCUAACGGCAGCAGCAGCCCCCUCCCAAAACAACCAAAACACAUACAUCGCUUUCAGAAUGAAAUCAGACAAUUGUAAUUGACAGGAAAGCAGAGGAAACGCCCCAUUUAACCAGCACUCAUGCUGAAUCAAAUUACACACCCUCUGCGUCUGCCUUAGCCCCAGCCUGGGGAUUUCAGAGGGCUAGAGGAACGGAUGGGGGGUAGGGAUUAAAGCUGUUGAAUGACGGGAGGGAGGUGAAGAGAAGGGGGGUUCAUUUGGGGCUUGAGAAAGAGAGAAGUCUGCUCGAUGGAAAAAAAAAAUAGACCCCUGCAGACCGAGCGGUUCUAUUGAUCAUUUUAGUCUUUGAGCGAGUUGGGAGCUGCUGUCACAUGUGGGCCAUGUGUAGCAGAGACGGGGCUCCCGUGAUUCAGCAGGCCUCUCCAAACCAUAAUUCCGCUUCUGCCUCCUUUUUUUUCUCUUUUAACAAUACAACAAUACAAAUCUAGGCCCAAAAAGAAAAAAAGGCCCCUCCUUUACAAAUACAACAAGAAUAUGUAUGAAGCAGGCGGCGGAUGUUGCACGUGGACUGCAGGGAGAGCACUGCACUUGCAAAAAAUACCCUGAAAUAUAUCACAAAGUAGAAAUAAAAAAGAAGAGUUAGGGUUUUAUAGAUGAGGAAUUGCACAGUGGUUUGGCUUAAGCUUUCGACGUCACAUUCAAGGCAGCUACGACGCUGCGCUCUGAACUUAGUAUCUUUGAUUUUUGUUUUUCGCCUUAACAUUUUUUACUAAAUAUCGCCAUUGCUUUUUGGCAUGAAAGGUAGCAACUUUGGCCUUUUGAUAGCACCGCUCCCCUAAAAACAAACUUUUUUAAGUACUUAUUUUUGGAAAAAAAAGAAGAAUGUGAAUCAAACUGUUCGGGUGGGGAUUAGAGGCAUUCAGGACAUUAGGCUCUUAAAAACACAUUGCAUCAAAUAUAAAGCACCUUAUUACAAAACACGCAUUUGAUAAAAACCAAACCGACCACUGAUGGUGAAAUAUAUCUCACAGAAUCUGAACGACAUGCACAUAAGGAUUCCCUAUCAUUUGUGUGUGUGUGUGUGUGUGUGUUAUGGUGGUUCUUAUUGUUAUCAAUAGUGGCAAUUUGGGAGACCUCUCAUCCAUUCAUUCAAUGCUAUCGACCAUUUUUAGUUUCUUGUUUUAGUUUUGCACUGGUUUAAUGAAGAGAGGGCUUAUUGGAGAUUCUCCCAGUUUAGACUCUGUAUAAGUUAAUGAGUAUUCUACUUUAUGGGAAAGCACUCUGUAAAUAUAGUACGUGUAUCAGUUAGGAAAAGCCAGACACAGGCCCGCUUAAAAGUGAGGUUUUGAUUAUUUUUUAAACAAUCUCAAAGUGUCAUUGUCGAUGUUUUAGCAUAAAUAACUCAAAAAAGAGUUGAGGGAGAGCAAAUCUUUUAUAUAUGCGUCCCAUCAUCCUUAUAAUAGUAUAUUAGAUAGAUCCAUACGUGUAAGAAAUAUUAUUUAAACUAAUUAACUUAGUGUUUCAUCCAAAUAUAGAGCUUAAAAAUUAACCAGACAAUAUCAAACAUAAUAAUGAAUAUCCUUUUAUGAAGCCGCUGAUGUAUAGGUCCAAUCUCCAGUUAAAAACUCAAAUAUUUAAUAACCUCCCCCUACAGAAAAAGUUCCGUUUUUAUUUAUCACGAUUAAAAGCAAUAAAAAUGACUUUACUGGGACAUUAAAACAGAGUCAGUUCUAUAGAUGAUAUUCUAGUAGAAUAAUACCAUUAAACUUGUGUCUUGCUUCGGUUUUAUCGUGGAUUAAUGUCAGAGGUGCAGCUAAUUAGUCACGUAAUCCUCAUCACGUCCAUCAGGUACUCACUGUUUUUUUUUUUUUACUCCACAAACUUUGAGGAUUCCCUCUUUUCAGAGAACUGAAACGAUGAAACUGCAGUUUCUGUGACUUUCAGGAAGCUCAUUGUGCUCCAGUCAAGUGUAAACGAGCAGGUGGAGUAAAAGCGGCGAGGGCUGGCCCUGCGAGGCGGAGGUCUCCGGGGCUUGCUUUAAACAAAACACACAAGAGAAGCAGAAGCUGCGACUACACAGGUCGAUUAACUGUACCACACACUCGUUAGUCCUGGUAAAAAUCCACACGGGGCAGACACGUUGCUCAUGUUUCUACAUUUUUAUGGCUUCAUUUGAUAUUUGUUGUUGCACCAGUUUUUUUUUUUUUAGUUUUUUUUUAAUAUAUAAUCACUUUGAAGAAAAAGAUCAAACUUAGCCAAAGAACAAAACACAAGAAGAGCUAACUUAUCGCUUGAUUUAACUUAUUUUACCAUCAAAAAUCCGCCUGGUUUAGAGUUUACUGAAGUAAGAAAUGAUCUCAUAGCUGGAAGAACUCCCAAUAGUCCAAUUUAUUGAUCUCUGUAUAAAUGAAGGCAUAUCACGUUUCGGUGUAGUAAGAUUAGUUUAACACAGCAAAGACGCCACUAACAGACUUACUUCUCCCCAAAGAGAUCAGAUCAGAGCACAUCCUGGCACUUCCUUACUCUUUUUGAUAAACUUGGCCAAUCUUAAUGAGUUACGAUGAAGAGGAAACUUCAUAUAUCAAAGAUGAGGGGUUACUUUACGUUUAAACAUGGCAGCGUUUUACAGGAAAUAAAUGUAGUUUUUUUUCCUCGAUGUCAUUAAGAGAAGCAUUAACCGCGUUAAGUUUAACUGCAUGUUAGUAAAAUAUAGUACGAUAAGUAAGAUUAUAUCAAAAAAGUAACGAUCACAUAAAGAUUUCAUCAGCUUGAUAUCGGAAGUGUAUAAAAGCUUUAAGACCUUAAGGUAAAACAUCAGUUUAAAAUCUUAUAUUUACCACGUAGUUUAACUAAUUAAUGCAUAGUUUAACUAUGAUUCUUAAGAGUAUGCUAAGUUUCAUUUGUCCAGCUCGCGCAGUAUGAAAUGCUAUCUGUGGAGCAGCAGAGGGCGGGGCGACUCGGUGACACUCCAAUCAUUACGUUCUUCUUAGUAUUAUUUACAAUAUUGUAUUAAGCUUACUAUUCUAGUAACGGUAGAUGUUUUUCUUCUCUUAAUAUCGAAAGGUGUCAAUGCAUUUAUGUAGAACCCCUUUUAAGGAGUGAUAGGAAAUCCUUAUUUUAUAUGGAUGCACUUAAGCAAUUGUACCAACCUGUCAGUCACAUUGAAGCAAUGCAUUUGAAUGUAAAAAAAGACAAAAAAAGGAAAAAAAAAACUUAAUGCACCCCUUAUGCUUAUUUUAUUUUUGUCAAUUUACAAGUGAGCUUUAAGUUUGUUUUUUUAAAAAAAGACUUUGCAACAGGUUUUCAGCGUAGUCUAUAUUUGAGUUCUUCCACGUACAUUUAUAGAAAGUAACUUAAAAAUGAAUAAAAAAAAACAUAUUACAGUUUCUCAAAUCUAUUUUGCUAACAUGGGUUAUUAUUUCAUAGAAAGCAGAGGAAAAAAGUCAGUAUCUGGAUGUUAUUUAUGAAAAAAAUGAAAACGACAUAUUUAUGAGUAACCUCAAGACAUUUUGUUUUUUAAUUAAAAUGACAAGAAGUUAAUAUAUUUCUAAACACAGGGAAGUCAGUUUCUACUAAUACGUAAAAUGAGAAAAUAAGUUUAGAAGUUUUAUUUAUGAAAGUUAUGGAGGCUUUUUGUCCGUGGUGCUUCCUGCAGCUGGAAGGAGUCUCCCAUAGCUGAAAUUUUAACUUCAGACAUGCACUACUUUAACAUCAGUGCAUUAACAAUGGAAUAAUUACAGAAAAUAAUAUAAUAUUUUUAGAAUUUGGAGAUAUUUUAGUCACAGAGCAUCAAUUUUGUGCCUCAAUUAUAUAUUUUUCCUGCAUCAGCAUUCUUUGUGCAGUGCUGCUUGCUGUAAAGUCCCCCCCCUCCCCACUUCAACCAAUCCCAUGUUACUGACUGAAACGCAUUACUCAUUUCCUCUGUAAUCUAAACUCGCUUUUUUCUUAGCAAAAACGUUAAAAAACUGCAACGCUUGGAAUGAAUGAGGCAGCUGUGACCCUCUGAAGGGGCCACGUAACUUGUAAACACUUUCAAUCACACAUUUUCUACAUCUGCUACUCAGCCUGUGAUCGAUCCAUGGUGACGGAGAGCGAUCGGCUUUAAAUAAAAGAAAAAAGCCUUUUCGAUCCAUUUUUCCUGAUGUGUUAAUUAGGAGAAGUGUAAGUGAAGGCAUCAAGGAGUGGACGACAGCGCACUGUGUAGAUGUAUGUAACUAGAUGCACACGCACACACACGGCUGAUUCAUUACCGUACUAGUUUGCAUGUAUGUUGUAUGGUCAUUUAGGAAGGAGAGGCGGUGCAGGUCCGGCCUCGGCCGGCAGCUUCGGCACACUUGGACCGUUUCUCCGCUGUAGAUUUUCAUAGUUGGCAUCUCUUUAGAAAGCGGAAAGCUGACGGGAGUUUGGAGCCAGACGAAGACCAUUUCAGUCCCCAUAUCCAAGUUGGACCUCGUACACUCAGCUAGCUGUUUAGCAAUGAAAAAUUGUUUGCACCGCAUAGCGAUUAACUUGAAGUUCUGUUUCUGGAAGAGUUGAUAUGGUUUUAAAAAUAAAAACUUGACUAUAAUGGCACGUUUUCUGCUGCAUGCAAAGGUUGGGGACUGACGUGGCGCUCGCUGGUGAAACUCUCAACCUUUUUCCAAAGAGGCCGACGCAGUCUGACAGUUUGUCUUUGGUAGCGUUUUCCAAUUUUUCCAGCACAGUAGAGUUGUUUCAUAACCGGUCUAAUAGUGGUGGUAGUGCAUUAGUUUUUUGGGCCAGCAUUACCUGGCGUUAGUUUCUGGUUUCUGUGAACAGUGAAGGAGGGUUGCCGCUGCAGCCCCCCGUGGCUGACAGUCAACUUUGAUGGAUGGGAAAAGAAAAAAAAUAAAAAUAAAAAAAAUGUUAAAAGUAAAAGGAAAAAGGAAAAAAAAAAAAAGAAGUGUU